Molecule: messenger RNA, 1290 nt
Organism: Penicillium hordei
Lineage: Eukaryota; Fungi; Ascomycota; Eurotiomycetes; Eurotiales; Aspergillaceae
Product: type III PLP-dependent enzyme
Exons: 3
Coding region: 1-1290 (429 amino acids)
Cellular component (GO): cytoplasm
Molecular function (GO): ornithine decarboxylase activity
Source: RefSeq, a predicted model, not a curated record
AUGGGAAGCCUCGGGUCAUCCAUCGACGAGCAAGUUAUUGACGACCAAAUCCAAGCUCGCCUCCAACUGUUCAGCGAAUCUCCCUGUGGCCGAGAGAAUGACAUACCCUUCUUUGUCGCCAACACGACCAAAGUCGUUCAACAGCAUCAAAGAUGGACACAUGCAUUGCCACACAUUCAUCCUUUCUACGCGGUAAAAUGCAAUCCAGACAAAAGGCUCUUGCAAUUGCUAGCUGACAUGGGCGUCAACUUUGACUGUGCCUCUCUUGCGGAGAUUGAGCAGGUGCUGGAAAUGGGAGUUGAUCCAUCUCGUAUCAUCUUCGCUCAUCCUUGCAAAGCACCAUCCGCGCUAGACAUAGCUGCGCGACGAGGAGUCAGGCGGACUACCUUUGACAACGCCGAUGAGCUAGACAAGAUCCAGAGAAUUAGUCCCGGGAUGGAACUGCUGCUGCGAAUCUAUGUACAAGAUCAUGGCGCCAAGGUCGCUCUGGGCACUAAAUUCGGGGCUCCGAUGGAAGUUACACAAGCAUUGCUCGAAAAGGCUCGUCGAGCUGGACUGAAGAUUAUUGGGGUUAGCUUUCAUAUCGGCUCUGGAGCAUCAGACCCCAAUGCUUUCGUCACGGCGGUCCAAGACGCCAAGAGAGUCUUUGAAGAUGGCAAAGCAUUGGGUUUUAACAUGCACAUGCUUGACAUCGGGGGCGGGUUCGAGGACAGCAAUUUUGAGACCAUGGCAUAUCCCCUGCGCAAGGCGAUUAUCCGUGAGUUUCCAAGUUCAGUUACGUUGAUCGCUGAACCGGGGCGAUUUUACGCCAGCGGGUUCUAUACAAUGGUCUGCCAAGUUAUCGCGCGUCGAACACAGGCAGGCACGAUGAAUUCCACGCUACCAGAUAUGUUGUAUCUAAACGAUGGUCUAUACGGAUGCUUUAGCAUGGGCUGGAGUGAAAACGGGAUCUUUGUGCCGACUUUGGUUGUUCCAAGAGGCAAAUCUAGCACGGUAUCGCGCGAGUGGACGCCCCAUAGAUAUUCCAUCUGGGGGCCAACAUGUGAUAGUAUUGAUUGCAUCUCGAAGGAGGUGGUCAUGGACCAGGAGGUAAAGGUAGGGGACUGGCUGAAAUUCCAGGAUAUGGGAGGUAAGCCGUUCCAUUCACCUCCAGAUUUCUGGAGAUCAGAUUGCCUGCUUGAUGGAGAGAUUAUAUUCGAGCUAAUACUUCAUCUAAUAGCGUACACCAUCUCUGCGUCCUCUCGCUUCAAUGGGUUUCCCAAUACCUAUGCAAUCAUUCUUCUUGAGUAA